AAUAACUUAUUUCCUGACUCAGUCACAGCAUUCGGAACAUUCAGAUGUUAGUUGAGAAGUGUCCUCUUGAGUUGUGAGGUGAACAUUUGGACAGGACUUUGGAUUAAAUCUCCUCAUCCUUGAAGAAACCCUUCCUCAUCUGUCAGGUCAUUCCUUUCCAGUUUGGAUGUUUAGCUGAAGUUAUGGAAUUUGCAUACAGUCACAUUGUGUACAAUUCACAAAACAUACCUUCCCCAAAUUCCAGAAAUAGAGACCAUGAACAAAGGCAUGAUAGACCAGCUUCUAUUCCAGAUCUUGUCGAAAAUCAAACAUAUUCAAGCACAAGCUUCAGACCUCUACCAACACAGUCCAGUCACAGUCUUCAUCAGUAUGACAACCGAUUCCUGAAAUCACCUGGAGAUGAGAAUAACUGUGUAUAUGCUACUGUUCCAAAAUCUUCACAUGGGAACCGAGCAAAACGUCCAACACCUCCUGCCAGAAGCAAAAGAUCAACACCAAUAGAUGAGGAAGACAACCAGGCUCCACCUCUGCCUCCACGUCUUAAUUCUUUCAACACACGUCAGCUGUCUGCAACUCUGCCAUGUUCACUGAACGAACCUCCUCUGGUCCCUCCUCCAAGGCCUAAACGAACUUUUCCAGCCCCUAAGAACUCUGGUUCUCACCUGAGCAAGAAAGCUAAUGUAAACGUGGUCUCUGUUAACCUGGGAAAAUUGGUAGAUAUCAGUAAUGUGCAAAGCCAGGCUGUGAAAGCGAUCUACUGCCAAAGGUGUUCAGCAGCUUUGUCCAGCAUUAGUCGGAUUCACCAGAAAUAUGCAGAUAUUAUAUGGCCUUGCGAAUUUUGUAAUAAACGUAAUGUGGUCACUCGAUCCUUCAAUACGAUACCCACCAGUCAAGAUGUCAUGUAUCUCUCAGGGUUUGUCAGUGAAGACUACAUAAAUGUGGAUGACUCCUUGGUUGUUUUCUGCAUUGAUGUCUCUGGAAGCAUGUGUGCAACAAAUGAGAUUGAGGUUGCUGAUGACAUUUCCAGAACAGUUCAUAUAUCAAGACUGCAGAGUGUUCAAGAAGCCAUCUUGAAAUCUUUGAGUCUCAUGACUCAGACCUGUCCUCAAAAGCGAGUCGCCUUGGUUACAUUUAAUGAUGAGGUAACAGUCUAUGGGGAUGGUCUCAGUGAGCCUACAAGACUGCGUGAUUAUCAGCUAUUGGAUUCUGACUAUCUAAAGGAGAGAGGGAGAGAGUUUCCUGCCCCACGAUGCAUUGCAGAAAGCCUAUAUGCACUAAAUUACAGGGUCCAUGAAAUGCGAGAGCAAGGAGCAACCGCGCUAGGACCAGCUGCGUUGAUAUCAGUAUCGAUAGCAUCAAAGAAACCUGGGUCAAAGGUAAUCAUCUGCACAGAUGGGAGGGCAAACACAGGCCUCGGAUACCUGGAGAGUGUGGAGGAAGACAUCUACGAGUGUUCCAGACAGUUUUACACUGAUGUAGGAGAGCAAGCCACUUUAAGCGGGGUGAUUGUAUCGGUUCUGACAAUAGAAGGCACGGACUGUCGACUGGCAGAACUCGGCAAACUGGCAGAUCAGACAGGAGGAAGGGUCAAUAUUGUUGAUCCAACUAAUUUACCAAAAGAGAUUCAGGCCACUCUGGAGGAUGACGUAAUUGCAACCAAUGCCACUGUUACCUUUGUGGUCCCUGAACAGAUGUAUUUUGGAUAUGAGGAAGAAAUGGGGAACAAGUAUGUGAAGCGGAUUGGAAAUGUGACCAAAGAUACAGAACUGACAUUUGAAUUUGGAAUCAAGGAAUGUCACAUCGAAGCUGUCCAGGCGAUUGAGAAGUUGCCCUUUCAGCUUCAAGUCAGCUUCACCACUCAGGAUAACAGACAGGCCUGUCGAGUCAUCAGUCAGGAGAAACACAUCACAAAUAACAGCUCCUUGGUUGAGGACAAUGUGAACAUAACUGUGCUUGGAAUACACGCAGCACAACUUAGUGGCCGCUUGACAAUGGAGGGUAAAGUGAAAGAAGCACGCAGGGAGAUGGAGGCACAGAAGGAGCUCAUCCAAAAGAUUGUUGAAAAAAAACAGAACCAAAAAGAGGAAGACAUUUAUCAGAACUGGCUGUGUUCUGUGGCAGUUGUGUGUGAGGACCUGACAAACACUCAGCAGGAGGAAAAUAUAGCACAAGGAAGAAAUGAAACGGAAAACAGUGACUCUGUCUUUAAGGUUUUAUCCGAUGAGGUUGCAAACAUGGUUUAUCGUCUGAAAAACGCAAAGAGCAAAAUGCUGAAAAAGCCAGUGUCUAAACCAAAACCUACACUGGUGCCAAUGCUUUGAAUACAGAUCAAUUUGAAGUGGGAGAUCACCUAAAUAUUUGUAAUGUAAACUGUGCAAUCUUUUCAUUCAUUUGUAUUUUACAAAAUAUAGCCAUUAUGAAAAUAAAUUAUAUUUCAAAAAAAA
Molecule: messenger RNA, 2444 nt
Organism: Rhincodon typus (whale shark)
Lineage: Eukaryota; Metazoa; Chordata; Chondrichthyes; Orectolobiformes; Rhincodontidae
Product: circularly permutated Ras protein 1
Exons: 20
Coding region: 183-2321 (712 amino acids)
Biological process (GO): intracellular protein transport; COPII-coated vesicle cargo loading; endoplasmic reticulum to Golgi vesicle-mediated transport
Cellular component (GO): COPII vesicle coat; endoplasmic reticulum exit site
Molecular function (GO): zinc ion binding; SNARE binding
Source: RefSeq, a predicted model, not a curated record